Messenger RNA from Brachypodium distachyon (stiff brome), 2728 nucleotides. Its product is annotated as SWI/SNF complex subunit SWI3A. The transcript has 13 exons. The coding region runs from base 193 to 2523 and encodes 776 amino acids. NCBI's taxonomy places the organism in Eukaryota, Viridiplantae, Streptophyta, Magnoliopsida, Poales, Poaceae. The record is from RefSeq and is a predicted model, not a curated record. Gene Ontology annotation, molecular function: protein binding.
CUCGGACAACACAACUCGCCGCACCCGCACCACCGCGCCGUCUCCUUCCUCCUUUCUCCCACCAGCCGAGCCCAAAACGAAAACCAUGCGACCAUAGCUUAAAAGAUUCACCCCCUUUAAUACGAGAUCCGACGGCCCAGAUCUCUCGCUUCGACCGAUCCGCGCCCCCUCCCGUCUUCCCGCCCUCUCCCCAUGUCGCCGGCGGCCGCCGGCGCCGCCUCCUCCGGCGAAGCGCCGCCGUCGCGUCCUAAGCGCGAGCUCUACACCAUCCCGGCCUCGUCAAGUUGGUUUCGCUGGGACGAUAUCCACGAGACGGAGCGAAGUGCCCUGCCGGAGUUCUUCGGCGGCCCCGGCGGGAACAGCUAUGGGACGGCCUCGCGGAAUCCCCGGAUCUACCGCGAGUACCGCGACUAUAUCAUCAAUAAGUACCGGGAGGACCCUGCCCGCCGCCUCACCUUCACCGAGGUCCGCAAGGCGCUUGUCGGCGACGCCACGCUCCUCCGGAAGCUGUUCGGCUUCCUAGACUCCUCAGGCCUCAUCAACUUCUCUGCCACCUCCCCCCGCCCUGUGGCACAGCAGCCUGGGUUGGACGCCGUUUUAGAGGCGCCUGUGGGGUUGCAGGUGACUCCACGGCCGCAGGUGUCCUACUCCGUGGAGGAGAGGUUUGGAGGAGGGACUGGGGAGAAUGUGUUCCGCUUGCCUCCGCUGAGCUCGUAUGUCGAUGUGUUCGGGGAGUGGGCGCCUGGGAAGGGGCCUAUAUGUGCAUUCUGCGGAGUGGAGUGCAAGGAUGGGAAGGUGGAAACUUUGGAGGAUGGUUUUAAAGUAUGUUCAACGUGUUGCAAAACCAAUAGUGAUAAUGAGGAAGCGAAUAAAUGCGCUGGUGAUAAGAAAGAGAGCGCUGACAACCAUGCUUCUAGUGCAUGGACAGAUGCAGAGACACUACUCCUUUUAGAAGGUGUCCUAAAACAUGGAGAUGACUGGGAUCUCAUUACCCAGCAUGUCCGCACAAAGAAUAAAUUAGAAUGCAUUGCAAGGCUUAUUCAGUUGCCUUUUGGUGAACAUAUGUUGGGUGCCAUAAAUGGUAAAUCUGAUAGUAGGUUCCAGACGAGCCAAACUACUGAUGGCAAAACGAACCACUAUAUUGUGAAGGACACUUCAAGCCAGUCAAACGAAAUGGUUGACGGCAUGCAGAUUGAUGGAGAGCAAGAUGGUGCUGAUAAACUUGUUGAAGAACAACCUUCAAAGCGCCAACGUUUAUCUUCCUCAAUAGAUGUGACCGGUUCAUUAAUGGAGCAGUUAGCACUGCUGACUACUGCGACGAGCCUGGAUGUUGUUGCUGCAGCCGCUGCUGCGUCAAUUAAAGCAUUAGGUAGUGAAAACCCUCAAGCAAAGAAUGCUUUUCAUCUUAGCGAGAAAGAAUACCAAGGCAAAACAUUCUCUUCUAACCAUAUCCAUGAGAGUGAAUGCAAUGUUGGCGAUCAGGAAGGGGAAAUGCAUGGACAGACUGUUCCUGAUAAGAAGCUGCAAAAGAAGUAUAUUUCUACUGCAUAUCAAGUGAGGGCAGCUGUUGGAACAGCUGUUGGGGUAGCUGCCGCCCGCGCUAAGAUGCUUGUGGAUCAGGAAGAGCGGGAGAUUGAGCUUCUGUUGGCAUCCAUAAUUGAGACUCAGCUAAGAAAGAUCCAGUACAAGAUCAAACACUUUGAGGAGCUAGAGUUGAUCAUGGAUCAGGAGUACAACACGAUACAACAGAUAAAGGAAUCCCUCAUCAAUGAAUGGCUAAAGGUCCUCGAGCAAGCAUUUCAGGCUGGAGUACCGAUUCAGAGGGAUGAAGUGCUUACAAAGCUGUUCCUGAACAAAGCGACGGGGCACGAGCUGCCGGAGCGGGAGAAGGACUCGUACGCGCGGUCCCGCGCCUGCCGCAUCGCGCUCAUCGACCACGGCGUCGCGCACAAGAAGCCGCCGCUCAGCGCCUUCAAGCCCCACCCCGAGCACAAGUCGAAGCUCAUAUGCAACAUUACUGGGGACACCAUAAACAAGUCGGAGGAGCACAUCUGGAAGCAUGUAAAUGGGAAGAGAUUUCUGAAUAAACUAGAAAAACUGGAAGAAAAGAUGACAUCAAGUGAGACAACCAAAGGAGAAGUUGAACAAUCAAAAGAAGUCGCAAAGAAAUCCAAGUCGAGCAAGAAGAAGGACAAGAAGAAAGCUGCAGUUGUUGACACUUCUUUGCCACGAGAACCUCAACCUGAGAUUGAUGAUUCAGAUGACUCGGAGUUUUGGGUGCCUCCUGUAGGAAGUCGUUGGGACGAUGAUGAUGGGAAAGACCGAUGGGAGUCCCCUCCAGGGAAGGAUGAUGUGGCAGAGGAUGAAGGUGCAUCUGAUGAAGACGGCGACGAUGAUAUGGCUGACGAGGACGAUGAUGUGUCAAACGAACUUGCUUCAAGCAGUACAAAGCGAUUGUCAGUAGAAGCAGUUGGGCCAAGUAGCUUCGCUUCAAGGAAGAAAAAACCCCGAAAGGAUGAGUGAAAAAGUUAGUUUGUGAUUUAUUCAGUUAGUUAUGCAAGAACUUCGGUUUCACCUUCUUCCCUGGGGGGUUUUGGGGUUGGCUAUUACAAUGGUCCGAUUUUGUAUUAGUUUUGCCUGCAUUUUGUUAAUGGAUGCUUAUUCUACGGGCCAUCAUGAGCAAUGAGAGCCAUUCUGGAUCCUUGGUUCCUGUUGUGUUAUACUGUAA